This is a messenger RNA of Rotaria sordida, 2091 nucleotides long. The record is from the annotation of a GenBank genome assembly. NCBI's taxonomy places the organism in Eukaryota, Metazoa, Rotifera, Eurotatoria, Philodinida, Philodinidae.
AUGUAUAGUUUAUCUUCGGGCAAUGGAUGGUUGCCAGGAAAAGAUCUAUUUGUUUUACUUGAUACAAUAACUAAAUAUGCAUAUGAAUGGAGAAAUGUAUCAAAUGUUCUUAAAACAUGUUUUCUUACAAAUGGUACAGCAAAAAAAGUUGAAUCACUAAGACGAAUGAAAAAAUUUGUUGAAGAAUUUGGUCCUCUAUUACAUUUACCAUCAAUGAAUAAAAUUGUUAAUAUACUUAAAAAUUUAAGUGAUCCAUCGAUUGAUAAUUAUAUGAAACAAAUAACGACAAUUGACAAAGCAGCUUGUAGUUGGACAAGUCUUAUCUCGGGAACUAAUUUAAAUGUAUUUAAAGGAUUUGCUAAUGAAAAUGAUUUAGUAGAAUAUUUUCUUCAUCGAGCAUAUCAUGACAAUUAUACAGUUAUAGCUAGUGUAGUUUUUACUAAUGUUCAUUUAAAUGAUACUAAAUUACCUCCAAAUACAAUAUAUAAAAUUCGUCAAAAUGCUUCAUUAACACCAUCAACAAAACGUGCAAGAGAUCGAUUUUGGGUACCAUCCCCAUCACAAAGUGGUUUUGUUUAUCAUGAUUUUGGAUUUAGUUGGAUUCAGGAAGUAAUUGAUCGUGCAAUAAUUGAUACUCAAGUUGGUCGACCAGUAAUUGAACCUGGUUUAUUUUAUCAAGAAAUGAGUUAUCCUUGUUAUACAUAUGACAAUUUUCUUCAAAUGAUUCAACAUGCUCUUCUAUUAUGUUUAACAAUAUCAUGGGUAUAUGCAUUUGCAAUGUUAACACAAAGUAUAGUUUAUGAAAAAGAAGUUCGUUUAAAAGAAGUUAUGAAAAUUAUGGGUUUAAGUAAUGGUGUACAUUGGAUUGCAUGGUUUAUAACAAUAUUUAGUCAAACAACAGUUGUUAUGAUUGCUGUAACAAUAAUUUUAUAUUAUGGAAAAGUUCUUAUGCAUUCAAAUCCAUUUUUAAUAUUUAUUAUUUUUGAAAUUUAUGCUCUUUCGACAAUUAGUCUUGCAUUUCUUGUUAGUGAUUUUUAUUCGAAAGCUAAAAUAGCUGCUGCUUGUUCAGGAAUUAUUUAUUUAUUAACCUAUGUACCAUGUAUGUAUAUAUCAAUAAGAGAAGAUUUAGCACAAGAUACAAUACCUAAAUGGACUAAAAUGUUAGCUUCUUUAUUAUCUACAAGUGCUUUUGGUAUGGGAGCUAAAUAUAUUGCAUUUUAUGAAAAUAUUGGCACAGGAAUUCAAUUUGAUAAUAUUCGAUAUAGUCCAGUUGAAGGUGAUCAUUUUACUUGUUUUGAAACUGUUCUUUUUAUGUUAUUGGAUACAUGUAUUCAUCUUAUUCUUAUGUGGUAUAUUGAAAAUGUUUAUCCAGGUACAUAUGGAAUACCAAAGAAAUGGUAUUUUCCAUUUACGAUUAGUUAUUGGACUGGCGAAACAUAUAAUGAACCUAAUUGGAUAAAAAAAUUAAAAAAAAUAAACUUAUUUAGAUGGAUUAUAUGUAGAAAACGUCAUACGUCUUAUAAUCUUCGUUGGUCAACAUCAUCCUUAAAUCAAAUAGCCAAUGAUCCUAAUAGAAAUCAAGGUGUUAUCAUAGAUAUUAUAAUUUUUCAUUUAAAGUUUAGUUUAUCAAUUAGAAAUUUAUUUAUUUUUAAAUAGAAAUAGUUCAUUGGAGACGCAGAUCGGAAGUUAUUUUUUCUGGAUAAGUUCUUUUUGCAUAGACAUAUGUAAAAAUGUUGGCUGUUUCAGUUGACUAUUAAUUUGAAUUAAUUAGCGGAUAUAUCUCUAACUAUACGAGAAAAAUAUCCGAAAACUUCAGGAUAGACUCUAAGACAAGACCUACAUCUAUGGUGAAAUUUUUAGGAAGAUUGAACUCCAAAAAGCUUCCUGUAACAAAGCGACUUUCUAAAGACCCUAUCAAAUUCUGAAAUAAAAAUUUUCGUCUUGUCAUCGUUUAGAGAUUCCGAAGACGAAUAAAAAUAAGCUCUAGAAAUAAUCAUUAUUUCGAGAUACACAUGUUUUAAUGUUGCGAAGUGACGUCGUUAACGAAUGAAAUGGUCCAUAAAUAGUGUUAGUUAAAUAGUUAUUUUCAAG